UCAAAAAACGAAGAUAAAAACAGUGCAAUAAAUCGGUUUUUUUAUGGUGACUCGGUUGGUGCUUCUGAAUCGGAUGACUUCAGGUUCGAUUCAUGUGAAUAAUUCCGACUGAAUUUAGCUCCUUUGUCGUCGAUGUUCCUUUUUUCUUCCGUUGGGUCUUCCUUUGCUGGGGUACAAGAAACAAAGCCUCGCGCCCGUAUCUCAUUGUCGGAAAUGUUCUCUCGUUUUUCUUCUUGAUCGAGAGGAAAAUGGUUCCUGAUCGGGUUUUGGCGGUGGAAAAGUGAUACGUUUUUACACCGGUUGCCUGAAUUUCGAGGAUAGUAAAAUGCAUAAGGCUCUGCUUUCACGAUCUCUGCUGACGGCGUUAGCGACGCUGUCGACACUCCCCUUCUCGGCGAGCACCCUCUACCGAAAGACCCGAGAGGAUCAGUACUACUACCGUCGCUACGGGAACAGCUACCCUUCGGCCCACGGCGGCGCCGGCGAGGACGCCCAACCCCGGCAGAUCCCCAGCCCCAAGUACAUCCCGGGCUCCAAAUACCCCACCGAGGGGCAAUGGGUCAAACUGGACCCCAUCGACUACCACUACCCCAAGCCGAGCUACGACUCCAACUCCGGCUUCCGGCCCAACGACUCGCCCUACCCGGACUCGAGGCCAAAGUUCUUCCAAUCGGACCACCGCUACUCCCCCAGCGGGCACAGUGGCUACCCCUCCGGCCCGUCAUCCUACCCCUACCCCUCCGGUCCUUCCUCCGCCUACCACCCACCCUCCGGCCCUUCCUCCGCCUACCACCCAUCCUCCGGCUCGUCGUAUCAUCAUAGACCCUCUGUCUCCGGCUCAGGUUACCCGUACAACUCGGGGUCUUGGAACUCCCACCAUGGGAUCUCCUCCUACGGCUGGGACAAGCGGCCCGCCGACUCGCUCUGUGGGGUUUGCCCCGGGACUUCCGGGAGUACGGGCGGUCUGGGGGGUGUGGGGGUUUCCCCCCAAAGGGGCGAGUACCGCGGCAACGGGUACGACAACCUGAGCCCCGAGUGGGCGAUCCGCCAGAUGAAGCACCACGGUGGGGGAAGUUACUCGCAUUCGCCCCGACCUCAGUGGGACAGUUGGAACAAGUACCCGCCUCCUGCGGACUACAACCGGGGGACCGACGAUCGCGGAAACGCUGGGAGUAGCUGGAGCUCGGGGUCUGGCUACGGGGGGACGAGCGGUGCGGGGGUGUCGUCGUGGGGGGACAAGCGCCCCGAUCAGGAUCGGCGCCCCUACUCGCCGCGCCCUUACGACGACCGGAAGGGCAUCUACCCGGUGAAGUCGACCCCAGGGACGGGCUACUGGGACAGCCACCCGCCGCGGGAGAUCGGCUGGGACCCGGAGGACGGCCGCGUGGGCGUGGUGUCCGGCUGGAUCGGAGGGCAGAAAGGGGGCAGCAAGGGGGGCUACAAGGGGGGCUACGACGACUACGAUCGGAAGGACGGCGACGUGGGCCGCGUGACGUCGGGUUACGUCUUCGUGCCGAACGCGAUCGAGGCGAAGCCGUGGGACGCCACGACGAAGGGCUACUCCAAGCCCGCCAACUGGGGCGCCGGCUACGAUCGAGACUACGCCUCCAGGUGGGACUACAACGCCCCCAUGUCGCAUGACAGGAAACCUCAGGGCUACGACCACAUGCCGGACAGGUUCGACAGAAGACCGGAUGGAUGGGACGCCAGACCGGGAGGCUAUGACACUAGGCCUGGCGGGUAUAACACUAGACCAGGUGGGUAUGACACUAGACCAGGUGGGUAUGACUCUCGGCCUGGCGGGUAUGACAGUAGACCUGGAGGAUAUGACAGUAGACCAGGGGGAUAUGACAGUAGACCAGGGGGAUAUGACAGUAGACCGGGAGGGUACGAUACCAGGCCAAGUGGAUACGAUACAAGGCCUGGAGGAUAUGACUCCAAACCAGGUGGAUAUGAUGCCAGGCCUGGAUUCGACAGGAGACCAGACGGGUACGACAGAGGGUCGGAGGGCUGCAGGACAGGUUGCGGACGGCCGGGUGACACACUCCACGGACAUGAUUGGCGAGAGAGCGGAACCAGUCAGGAUGGAUACCCUUCCAAGAGGCCAGACCAUUCCUUCCCGCCUUCAGGCCCCGGCAACUAUGACAGCUCAACCCGAUUCCAAAAUGACAGACUGCCAGCUCCUACUCCCACCCGAUUCAAUGGACACAGCGGUAUCGGAGCAUCGACAGAAUAUGGAUACGUCUACAGAGGCUCCUACCAGCAGGACAGAGACCAAGUUGUUUCCACCACUAUUUCGUCGCUUCCUGUCUCCACUACCAUUGUCCCAUCAACAACCCUCCCACCGGAGUAAAUAAGAUACUCACCCCAGUUGCGGCAAUCAUGUAAACAGCGAUUUUAUCGGUGGCAAUUCAACGCGAUAUUAUUGGAUUAAAAAUUGCGAUUUAUCGCGAUUAAAUACUAUACACUGCAAUUUUUGGUUCUAUGAAAUCGCGAUCAAUAUUUGUCGAUAAAAUCGAGAUUGAAUCGUCGUAUAUCGCGAUGGAUUGCCGGGCGAUAAAAUCGCGAUAGGAUCGAGGAUAAUUGCUCAGAUGAUGACGAUCCUAUCACGAUUGGUCCGUUGAAAAAUGAUACCCAAGUAGCAUUUUUAAAUGUAAAAGUUGCAACAAGUUGGAACAAUGUUGGAAUUAGUUGCAACAAAAUUGCAACUUUCGGUCAACUUUUGGUCGAUAAGUGCCGAUUUUCGGCGAUCUGAUCGGAAGACAAAGUUGCAACCUGCUGAGAUCGCAAAAUUGCUGAACCAAAGUUGUUUAAAAUCUAAAGAUAGGCA
This is a messenger RNA of Bemisia tabaci, 2830 nucleotides long. The record is from RefSeq and is a predicted model, not a curated record. NCBI's taxonomy places the organism in Eukaryota, Metazoa, Arthropoda, Insecta, Hemiptera, Aleyrodidae.